GAGACUAUUUAUAUUUUAUUUUUAGAUUUAGCCUUUAUAUUUUAAAUAUAGUGCGUGUAGAAUUUUUUUUGAUUUUUUAGAAUCGUUUUUACGUGUCUUUCAUUGAAUAUUUUUUAUCGAAAGAAUAUCUUGAGCUGGUUUGAGAAUUUAAAAAGCCUGCGGUUCCCACUUCAAUCUUAUGUUUUGUUUCUGAAUUGAGAUGAAUUUGAUACUCGUGUUUUUAUUCUGCUUAGCUGUACGCACUGCCUCAGUUUUCGUAGUAAAAACGUUUUAUGUUCCUGAUGAAUAUUGGCAAAGUUUGGAGGUAGCACACAAAAUUACAUUUGGAUACGGCUACUUAACAUGGGAGUGGGUGGAGGGAAUACGUAGCUACAUAUAUCCCGUUAUCAUAGCUGGAAUUUAUAAAAUUUUGGCGUUGCUGAGUCUGGAUACUGUGAAAUGGCUGAUUAUCCUUCCUCGUUUACUACAGGCUACUUUGUCGGCAUAUUCCGAUUAUCGAUUUUUCAUUUGGACAGGUAAAAAGAAAUGGGGACUGUUUCUCAUGGCAGUGUCUUGGUUCUGGUUUUAUACCGGCUCGAGAACACUAAGCAAUACGUUGGAGACGUCAUUGACAACUAUUGCUUUGAGUUACUUUCCAUGGAACGGUGAAGGUGUAGCAUAUUUGUGGCCAGCUGCUUUGUGUGUUUUCCUGCGACCGACCGCCAUGAUUAUAUGGCUGCCAUUGGUUUUCUAUCACCUUCACAAAUCCAAAUUAAGAUGGACGGAAUUAGUAUUUAAGCGAUUCAUUGUUGUUGGAUUACUUGUUGCGGCAAUCUCCGUGGGUAUCGACUCCUACAUGCAUGGCCGCUUUCUCAUUACUCCAUAUGAGUUUCUCAAGUACAAUGUUAUUCAAAAUAUUGGCAGCUUCUAUGGCUCCCAUCCAUGGUAUUGGUAUUUUACAGUUGGUUUGCCUACAGUUUUGGGCAUUAAUUUUCUGCCUUUUCUAUUUGGUACCAUCGAAACUAUUCGUCAUAGCCGUGCAUAUCCAACACGCAAAUACCUGUUGUUGACCGUUUUUCUAUCUCUGAUUAUAUUAAGUACUGUAGAGCAUAAAGAAUUCCGAUUUGUAUGUGUUCUACUGCCAUUAUGUUUAUAUAUUGCCUCAGAUACCUUAACCAGAUGGAGUUACAAAGCGUCAAGGAUUUCGUUGUGGUUUGUUGCCAUUCUAAUAAUUGUUGGCAAUGCUAUACCAGCCUGGUACUUAAGCACGAUUCAUCAAAGGGGACCAAUUGAUGUUAUGACAAAACUGAAUCAUAUAGCAUCAGAAUACAAAUCCGAACAGAACCGCCCUGCAAACAUACUCUUCCUAAUGCCAUGCCACUCCACUCCGUAUUAUAGCCACAUCCAUCAAAACGUCACUAUGAGGUUUUUAACGUGUGAACCAAAUUUGAAAGAUACACCCAAUUACAAAGAUGAGGCGGAACUCUUUUUCGAGUCACCAGUACAUUGGUUACGUUCUCAUAUUCCUUCGUACCCACGCUCGGCAAAGCCUUCUCACGUGGUACUGUACGAACCGCUAGCAGACACAAUAAACGAAUUCCUUGUUGACUACAAGCUAUUGGAAAAGGUUGCGAAUGCGGAGUACAUUAAUUCAAGGACUGGAAGGAACAUUCUUAUUUAUCAACGUUUACGUGAUGGCGAAGAAAAUAAGUUUAAUCGAAAUGAAUUCAGAAGUGAGGACGAAUUGGUGGUAAAAUAUCCAGAUUUAGCAGAAUUUAAGAACAUCGAUGGUGUAUAUGAUGAAGUGGAAACGGAACAUAAUCUGUUCAACUAAAACAUUUAAAAAUGUUUCUUUUAUAUAGUCCAUGAUCAACUGGUACAAAUACUUUCCUCUAUAAGCUAUGCAUUAUGUAUAAUUAAUUUUAGUUAACGUAUUUAAUUACAAGUUAUCACAAACUACAUGAUUUUUUAGCUCAUCGAUCUAAAUAUUUACUACAUUAGUUUGAUUUAACAUUGUAAAAUUUUCGGUGUUGUCGGUAAAAAAUUCAAGUGCAAAUAAUUAAAGUUUAAGAAGAUUUAUUAAUAAAAAUUUUAACUAAAAAACGGCAAUAA
Musca domestica (house fly) is the source of this 2091-nucleotide messenger RNA. RefSeq names its product GPI mannosyltransferase 3-like. Gene Ontology annotation, biological process: GPI anchor biosynthetic process. The record is from RefSeq and is a predicted model, not a curated record. NCBI's taxonomy places the organism in Eukaryota, Metazoa, Arthropoda, Insecta, Diptera, Muscidae. Gene Ontology annotation, cellular component: endoplasmic reticulum membrane. Gene Ontology annotation, molecular function: alpha-1,2-mannosyltransferase activity.